AUGUCUCGUGUGCCCACAUUCACCGUGAUCCCGGACUCUCUGCGCUCAGUGUCGCCUCUGAACGUAGAGAGCGAUGUUGAUGGCGAAGAUGAUGACGUGCCGUCUGAGGGAGUUCCUAUCGAGCAGUACAGAGCCUGGCUGGAUGAAGACAGUAACCUGGACCCGUCUCCUGUGCCGGACUUGGACUCGGACUCGCUGCUGGGCGGCCCGAUGGAUGAUGAGGAGCGAUGGCUGGCCGCGCUGGAGAAAGGAGAGCUGGAUGAUAACGGAGAGCUGAAGAAAGACAUCAACGAGUGUCUGCUCACAGCCAGACAGAAAGCGCUCUUACAUAAGCAGCAGAGCCAGCCGUUACUGGAGCUCCCGAUGGGAUACAAAGAGAAGGAGCUGAUGGCCGAGAUGAUGCAGAAACGUCAGGAGCGCGCUCGCAAAAGACGCCUGCAGGCCGCCAAGAAAGCCGAGGAGAACAAGAACCAGACCAUCGAGAGACUGACCAAGACCAGCAAGGCCAAGAUCAAGAGCAUGAAGGAGCGCAGGUCCAAGCAGGCGCAGCUGCCCAUGGUGAGGUACAGCAGUAACGUUCAGGGCUCCGCCGUCUUGUACCCCGCCGGGAUCCCCGUCCCGACGCCGGCUGCCCCGCGAGCGCCUCCCCCCGCGCCCCUGAGCUGCGGCAUGUCCGGAUGCUCCAACCUGAAGAAAUACUCCUGCUCCAAGACGGGGACGCCGCUGUGCAGUCUGAUGUGCUACAGGAAGAACCUGACGCUGGUGCAGGAAGUCGCUUAA
Sinocyclocheilus rhinocerous is the source of this 780-nucleotide messenger RNA. RefSeq names its product INO80 complex subunit B-like. The record is from RefSeq and is a predicted model, not a curated record. Gene Ontology annotation, biological process: chromatin remodeling. NCBI's taxonomy places the organism in Eukaryota, Metazoa, Chordata, Actinopteri, Cypriniformes, Cyprinidae. The transcript has 4 exons. Bases 1 to 780 code for a protein of 259 amino acids. Gene Ontology annotation, cellular component: Ino80 complex.